UCAAGUGCAGCGAGAGGGUUUUCAUUAAGCUCGUCUGACAGGCGGCUCCUGGUCAUCAUGGCGUCCGGGCGGUGGCGUCCCUCCUUCCUCCUCCUCCUCCUCCUCCUCCUCCUCCUCCCUCCGUCAGGUGCGUCCUCGCUCUCAGCUGUCAACUCCUCAGAGGAUCUCCAGGAGGUGAUCCUGGCAGCCAUCUUGCCUCUCACUAACACAGACUAUGCGUGGGCGUGGCCUCGCGUGGCGCCGGCCCUCCACCAGGCGGUGCAGCGGGUGAACUCUGACCCCUGGCUGCUGCCGGGCCUAAAGCUGCGGCUCGUUAACGGCAGCUCGGAAAACCGCGACGGCUUCUGCUCGGACUCCAUGGCGCCACUGGUCGCCGUUGACCUCAAGAUGUCACAUGACCCCUGGGCCUUCAUCGGCCCCGGCUGCGACUACUCCUCCUCGCCUGUCGCCCGCUUCACAACCCACUGGGGGGUUCCCAUGGUGACAGCCGGCGCCCGCGCUAUCGGCUUUGAACUCUACGCGGCGGUCACCAACACAGGCCCCACCCACAAGAAGCUGGGGGAAUUUGGCGCCAGGAUCCAGGAGAUGUUUGGCUGGCGGCAGCACGCCAUGCUCAUCUUCAGCGACAACAAGGACGCCAACGACGACCGCCAGUGCUACUUCGCCAUCGAGGGGUUGUACACGCAGCUAGGCAACCGCAGCAUCACCACCCGCGACCACGCCAUCGACGCUGACGUCAACUUCAAGUCUCUAGUGCAGGACAUCAGAGAGAACGGCAGAGUUGUGUACCUGUGCUGCUCCUGGGACAUCCUGAGGAGUCUGAUGGUGCAGUUCUGGAAGGAGGGCGUGGACCUGCAGGAAUACGUCUUCUUCUUCAUCGACCUGUUUGCCGAGGGCCUGGGGGGGGGCGGCCCGGUGAGACCCUGGUACCGAGGAGACCAGGACGACUCCACGGCCCAGCUGGCCUUCAGGAGCGUGAAGGUGUUGACGUACCUGGAGCCGCAGAAUCCAGAGUAUCGUCAGUUUGUUGAAACUCUGAAGAGCGACGCAAAGAAACUCUUCAACUUCACCAUCGAAGACUCUCUGUCCAACCUGAUCGCUGGAGGCUUCCACGACGGCGUGAUGCUCUACGCUCACGCUCUGAACGAGAGCCUGGCCGAGCACAGGGGGCCGGGGGGGCUCCGGAGACCCCAACAGGACCUGGUGACCCGGAGGAUGUGGAACAGAACGUUCCCAGGAGUGAUGGGUGCGGUGGAGAUGGACGAGCUCGGGGACAGAGAGAUGGACUUCGCCGUUUGGGACAUGACGGACAUCGACUCUGGAGAGUUUCAGGUGGUGUGUGUGUACAACAGCAGUGUAAAGCAGCUGCUCAUGCAGAGUGGGCGGAGCUUCCAGUGGCCAGGUGGAGCUCCGCCUCCAGAUGUUCCGGAGUGCGGCUUCAAGAACGACAAGCCGUCGUGCCUCGCACGUACCGUCUCGAUGCAUCAGAUGGUUGCCAUAGUGAUGUCUUUCAUCUUCAUCAUCAUCGUCACGGUGACCAUCUUCAUCUGCAGGAAGCUGAAGCUGGAGAGCGAGCUCGCCGCCCAGCUGUGGCGAGUGUCCUGGGACGACGUCCAGAUGAGCAACCUGGACAAAGUCCUGAAGAGAGCCUGCAGCCGCCUCACCAUGUCCCUGAAAGGAUCCAACUACGGCUCCCUCACGACCAUGGAGGGAAACUUCCAGAUCUACACCAAGACCGGAUACUACAAGGGAAAUCUGGCUGCCAUCAAAUACAUCAACAAGAAGCGUAUCGAGCUGACCAGGAAGGUUCUGUUUGAGCUGAAGCACAUGCGUGAUGUCCAGAACGAGCACCUGACUCACUUCAUCGGCGCCUGCAUCGACGCACCGAACAUGUGCAUCAUCACAGAAUACUGCCCCCGAGGCAGCCUGCAGGACCUGAUGGAGAGCGACAGCAUCACCUUGGACUGGAUGUUCAGAUACUCGCUCGUCACUGACAUCGUCAAGGGGAUGGGCUUCCUGCACAACAGCGUCAUCGUCUCCCACGGCAACCUGAAGUCUUCCAACUGUGUGGUCGACAGUCGCUUCGUCCUGAAGAUCACGGACUACGGUCUGCAGAGCCUCCGGGGCUGCUGCCCCCCCGACGACACACACGCCUACUACGCACGUAAACUGUGGACGGCUCCAGAGCUGCUGGGGUCCGACUGCCCCCCCCCCGGGGGGACGCAGAAGGGGGACGUCUACAGCUUCGGGGUCAUCCUGCAGGAAGUGGCUCUGCUGAGAGGGGUCUUCCACCUGGAGACCCAGACCCUCAACCCUAAAGAGAUCAUCCAGGCGGUGCUUCGGGGUGGUGCCCCCCCCCUGCGUCCCUCCCUCUGCGUCCACAGUCACAGCGAGGAGCUGGGCGUCCUGAUGCAGCGCUGCUGGAGGGAGGAGCCUAACGAGAGGCCGGACUUCAGCACCAUCAAGAUCCUGCUGGGGAAACAACACAGAGGUUAUGGUUCUAACAUCCUGGACAACCUCCUGUCCCGGAUGGAGCAGUACGCCAACAACCUGGAGGAGCUGGUGGAGGACAGGACGCAGGCGUACCACGAGGAGAAGCGCAAGGCCGAGGCUCUGCUCUACCAGAUACUACCACAUUCCGUGGCUGAGCAGCUGAAACGAGGCGAGACGGUUCAGGCUGAAGCGUUCGACUCCGUCACCAUUUACUUCAGUGACAUCGUGGGCUUCACGGCGCUGUCUGCUGAGAGCACGCCGCUGCAGGUGGUCACUUUCCUGAACGACCUCUACACCUGCUUUGACGCCAUCAUCGAUAACUUUGAUGUUUACAAGGUGGAGACUAUUGGCGAUGCGUACAUGGUGGUGUCCGGCCUGCCUGUGAGGAACGGUCAGCUCCACGCCCGGGAGGUCGCCCGCAUGUCUCUCGCCCUGCUGGACGCUGUGAAGAGCUUCAGGACCCGACACCGAGCCAAUCAGCAGCUGCUGCUCCGCAUCGGCAUACACAGCGGUCCAGUUUGUGCCGGUGUGGUCGGGCUGAAGAUGCCCAGGUACUGUCUGUUUGGAGACACGGUCAACACAACGUCACGCAUGGAGUCCAACGGAGAGGCUUUGAAGAUUCACGUGUCAGAAGCAACUCGUCAGGUUCUGCAGGAAUUCAGCUGCUUCACACUGGAGCUCCGAGGAGAAAUCCAGGUGAAGGGGAAAGGACCAAUGAGGACGUACUGGCUGCUGGGAGAGGAGGACAACUGACAGAGGACGACAACUGACAGAGGACAACAACUGACAGAGGACAAC
Molecule: messenger RNA, 3291 nt
Organism: Limanda limanda (common dab)
Lineage: Eukaryota; Metazoa; Chordata; Actinopteri; Pleuronectiformes; Pleuronectidae
Gene: npr1a
Product: natriuretic peptide receptor 1a
Exons: 22
Coding region: 58-3246 (1062 amino acids)
Biological process (GO): cGMP biosynthetic process; protein phosphorylation; receptor guanylyl cyclase signaling pathway
Cellular component (GO): membrane
Molecular function (GO): peptide receptor activity; ATP binding; protein kinase activity
Source: RefSeq, a predicted model, not a curated record